Molecule: messenger RNA, 2396 nt
Organism: Globicephala melas (long-finned pilot whale)
Lineage: Eukaryota; Metazoa; Chordata; Mammalia; Artiodactyla; Delphinidae
Gene: TMEM150C
Product: transmembrane protein 150C
Cellular component (GO): plasma membrane
Source: RefSeq, a predicted model, not a curated record
AAGGAGGUCCUCCAGUGGGAGCCCCGGAAGGCUGCGUCUCGAAGAGAAGUUAACGGUGAGCGUGAGAUAAAAAUAGCCUUGAUCCACGCUGCUGCCAGAGGUCACUGACAUAGUGCCACUGAUUGGCUGCGGUCUGCGGUGGGGAAAGCUAUUCAGAUGCCGAUGAAUACAGUUUUAUAGCCGACUCAGACGAGACACUGGCAGGAAGAGAGCAACCUGGCGCUGGGAGGGCGGCCUUGGAGUCUCCGCUCAUUGCCAGGGUCAGAAGUUGGCCCUGUGUUUGCUCUUCACGAUGAAAGAAAACCGCGGGAGAGCGCUGAGCGGCGGAGAACUGCAUUCAGCCAGUGGGCACGAAAAUGAGUUUUAGCUGCUCUGUGCAAAAACCCUAGGUGUGGGGACAGAAGGGAGCCGACCAGCAGGUUACAACAGGUCAGGAAUAAAUAACCACCAGGCGGAGGAUCCCAGAUUCAGUCCUUCCUUUUGUUGAGUGAGGAGCGAGCACCAGGCAAUCGCGUUCACAAAGGCUUUGGAAAGAAGCGGUUCCACCGUCCCCGCUCGGCUCCAGCCCCGGGAACUGGAGUUGGGGAACUAGUGCAAGGAAAUGCUGAUACUCUGGCUACUGCUGUUGCUGUGAUAAAGUCCUUUGUCUCUGACCCAGAAGUCUUGCGUCUUCUGCCAGCAGCCAGGAAACUGUGGGGUACAGGCAUGGAUGGGAAGAAAUGCAGCAUAUGGAUGUUUUUACCCCUUGUAUUUACCUUAUUUACUUCAACUGGAUUGUGGAUAGUAUACUUUAUAGCUGUGGAGGAUGACAAAAUUUUCCCAUUAAACUCAGCUGAAAGGAAACCUGGUGUGAAGCAUGCACCGUAUAUAAGUAUUGCAGGUGAUGAACCUCCUGCAAGCUGUGUGUUUAGUCAAGUUAUGAACAUGGCAGCAUUCCUAGGUAAGAAGUGGAUUUAUUUAGAGAGAAACACACUCCACAGACAGAGUGUGGGCCAUCUCAGAAGUCAAAAGGCCCCAGGUUACAGGGUGGUUAGUUUUUAUGGGCUGGCUCUGGUGGUAGCUGUUCUGCGCUUCAUACAACUGAAACCAAAGGUUUUAAAUCCAUGGCUGAAUAUUAGUGGAUUGGUGGCGCUCUGUCUGGCUUCCUUUGGAAUGACCUUACUUGGUAAUUUUCAGCUCACAAAUGAUGAAGAAAUCCAUAAUGUCGGAACUUCCUUGACUUUUGGAUUUGGCACACUGACCUGCUGGAUCCAGGCUGCAUUGACACUCAAAGUAAACAUCAAGAAUGAAGGACGGAAAGUUGGAAUUCCACGAGUUAUUCUCUCAGCAUCUGUCACUCUCUGCGUGGUCCUCUACUUCAUCCUCAUGGCCCAAGGCAUCCACCUGUACGCAGCCAGGGUCCAGUGGGGCCUGGUCAUGUGCUUCCUGUCUUACUUUGGCACCUUUGCUGUGGAGUUCCGGCAUUAUCGUUAUGAGAUUGUAUGUUCUGAAUACCAGGAGACUUUCCUAAGCUUCUCAGAAAGCCUGUCUGAAGCUUCUGAAUAUCAAACCGACCAGGUGUAACCCAUCAGUUUUUCCUUGCUGGUGAGGUGGGUGUAGCAUCAGGGGAGGGGCCAAGGCACACCCACAGGACUUGACACACAACCUCAUGACACAUCGUAAACACAGGCACGUGCACACGCACACACUCACACACACAUUCAUGGCCACGUUUGCCAAACGAGCGUUUCGGGGCGAGUUAUUUAACAAAAAAGCACAAGCCCUAUGUGUCGAAAUACACGCUGUUAGCACUGAAAAUAUAAUGCACGACAGAGCAAGAAGCUUGUGCAUGAUCACCUCUCUUUUCCCCUCUCUCCCAGCACCCCCUGCUCUUCUUGUCCUCUUCACGUAUUCCAGACAUCCUGAUCACCCUACCUUGGGCAGGCCAAAUGUAACAUGGGAAUAAUGCCAACUCCCAACUGCCUUCAGAUCCAGAGGGCUUGGAACCAGCUCAUGAGGACAUUCUGAAUCUGGCACUAGGGCUCUUGAAUGGACAGAGUGUCAUUUGGUUGGAUGGAAACUGUAUAGAGAUGUGACCCCGUGUAACCUGUGGAUGAUGUUGGAUCAAGGAUAGAACUUUCCCACAAAAACUCCCUUCAUCAUCGUUCAGUGGCUGUCUGAGCAGAUUCGACAAAAGGAAUACGCUACGAGCUGUGAGGGGGAAGCCCACCACCACGAUUUGGACUUUACUGUGACUGAGAAAAUAUUUCCAAAUGUGAAUAUUUGUAGGCCAUGGUCUGCCAUGGAGAGAUGGGGGUAGCGAGGGUGUGGUUUCAGUUUUGCUUCCAUAGUAUGCUAUGUUCAGUUUUUAUUUUCUAUUUCAUAGUUUGCUUUGUUUUCUUUUUUUUUUUUUUGAA